This is a messenger RNA of Bufo gargarizans (Asiatic toad), 4309 nucleotides long. RefSeq names its product solute carrier family 6 member 15 (gene SLC6A15). The record is from RefSeq and is a predicted model, not a curated record. Gene Ontology annotation, cellular component: plasma membrane. The coding region runs from base 243 to 2438 and encodes 731 amino acids. NCBI's taxonomy places the organism in Eukaryota, Metazoa, Chordata, Amphibia, Anura, Bufonidae. Gene Ontology annotation, biological process: L-leucine transport; sodium ion transmembrane transport. Gene Ontology annotation, molecular function: proline:sodium symporter activity. The transcript is spliced from 12 exons.
GGAACAUGUGCAGAUCCGUCACCAUCACACAGUGUACACACAGCAGGCGUGCUCUCUGAUCACCCAUCAUCCUCAUCUUCUGUCCGUCCACAGAUAACAACCACUAUGGAUCUUUGAGGAAGGUUGCCGGUGAUAACUCAAAUAUACACGAACACUAAAAAGUAUUUAAUCAGAAUCCACUUUUUUGUCAAGAGUCAAGACAUUUAACUCGAGCCAAUACAGAAACUGUAUAAUAUCUUCAGAUGCCUAAGAACAGUAAGGUAGCUAAAAGAGAGCUGGAUGAUGAUGUUGUGGAUUCUGUUAAGGAUCUGCUGUCCAAUGAAGACUCAUGUGAAGAAAGCUUUAAGAAGAGUGAGCUGAUGGUCCAGGAUGAGUUGGACAAAGACAGAGAUAUUGAGGAUGGAUCUGAUAUUGAUGACGAAAGACCAGCCUGGAAUAGCAAAGUACAGUAUAUCCUUGCGCAAGUUGGCUUUUCCGUUGGCUUAGGAAAUGUGUGGAGAUUCCCAUAUUUAUGCCAGAAAAAUGGAGGAGGUGCAUAUCUGGUGCCAUAUUUAAUAUUAUUAAUAGUUAUUGGAAUUCCAGUCUUUUUUCUGGAGCUUUCUGUGGGGCAGAGAAUACGAAGAGGAAGCAUUGGAGUUUGGAAUUACAUUAGCCCAAAAAUGGGUGGAAUUGGAUUUUCAAGCUGUAUUGUCUGCUUGUUCGUGGCUCUGUACUACAAUGUCAUCAUAGGAUGGAGCCUGUUUUAUUUCUCACAGUCCUUCCAGCAUCCUCUGCCUUGGGACCAAUGCCCUUUGGUGAAAAAUGCCUCAUAUACCUAUAUCGAACCUGAAUGUGAGAAAAGUUCUGCAACUACAUAUUACUGGUACAGAGAAGCAUUAAAUAUUUCCAGCUCAAUCUCAGAAGGUGGAGGACUCAACUGGAGGAUGACUCUAUGCUUACUAGCUGCAUGGAUUAUGGUGUGCCUUGCCAUGAUCAAAGGCAUUCAGUCUUCAGGCAAAGUCAUGUAUUUCAGUUCUCUUUUUCCAUAUUUGGUUCUUACCUGUUUCCUUGUACGAGCUUUGCUCCUAAACGGUUCAAUUGAUGGCAUCCGACACAUGUUCACCCCAAAGCUUGAAAUAAUGCUAGAGCCUAAGGUCUGGAGAGAAGCAGCGACACAAGUGUUCUUUGCUCUGGGUUUAGGAUUUGGAGGAGUUAUUGCCUUUUCAAGCUACAACAAGCGAGACAACAAUUGCCACUUUGAUGCCGUCUUGGUGUCAUUUAUCAACUUCUUUACAUCAGUUUUGGCAACAUUGGUCGUGUUUGCUGUAUUGGGAUUCAAAGCAAACAUUAUGAAUGAGGGCUGCAUCUCUGAGAAUGCAGGGAAGAUUGUGAAACUUCUGCAAGCGGGCAAUCUCAGCCAUAGUGUCAUCCCGCAUCAUGUGAAUUUCUCCAGCAUUACAACACAGGAUUACCAGUUGGUGUAUGAUAUUAUUAAAAAGGUUAAAGAAGAAGAAUUUGAUGCGCUCGGAUUGGCAGCUUGCCAGAUAGAAGAUGAGCUUAACAAGUCUGUCCAGGGCACUGGCUUGGCUUUCAUUGCUUUUACUGAAGCCAUGACACAUUUCCCUGCAUCUCCUUUUUGGUCUGUGAUGUUUUUCCUCAUGUUGGUAAACCUGGGCCUUGGCAGCAUGUUUGGGACCAUUGAAGGAAUCACCACACCUAUAGUUGAUACAUUUAAAAUAAGGAAGGAACCACUUACUGUUGGAUGCUGCUUGAUGGCGUUCUGCAUUGGCUUACUCUUUGUGCAGAGAUCAGGAAAUUAUUUUGUUACUAUGUUUGAUGACUACUCUGCAACUUUACCGCUUCUUGUUGUGGUUAUUCUGGAGAAUGUUGCUGUCUCUUGGAUUUACGGGAUUGACAAAUUUAUGGAUGACCUAAAGGAUAUGCUUGGAUUCACUCCCUACAAAUACUACUAUUAUAUAUGGAAAUACGUCUCCCCUAUAAUGCUAGUUAUUUUGCUUAUAUCAAGUAUUGUCCAAAUGGGCAUCACUCCUCCUGGUUAUUAUGCAUGGAUUGCUGAAACGGCUACUGAAGAGCGUUUGAGUUAUCCAACCUGGGGACUUUUUGUAUGUGUGUUGCUUAUAGUACUUGCUUUACUUCCCGUUCCAUUGGUCUUCAUUGUCCGAUUCUUUAAUCUUAUUGAUGAUAGCAGUGGGAGCCUGGCUUCAGUUUCUUAUAAAAGAGGGCGUAUUAUAAAAGAAAUAUCCAACCCUGAAGAAGAUGAUGCCAGUCUGAUCCAUGAGAAGAUUCAAAGUGAAAUGCCAUCACCAAAUAUUGGAAAUAGCAUCUACAGGAAGCAAAAUGGAUCUCCAUCUCUGAAAGUAGAUACUGCCCCCAAUGGACGAUAUGGCAUUGGAUACCUAAUGGCAGAUAUGCCAGACAUGCCUGAAUCAGACUUGUAAAUGAAAUAACAAAAUGCAAAAUGUUUCCUUCUUGGCACUGUACACUAGCUCUUCUGAGGCGAAGAGGUUGGCUUUAAUGCUUGUGAAGCACUGAUAGCAGUAUAUUGUUCUCAGCACUGAGGACACAUAGUUUGAGAGGGAAAAGGGUAUUGUGGGUUGUUACCAAAAGGCAUGGGACUAUUGUGUUCUGGAUAUGGCUUUAGCCCUUAGCACUUUCUAGGACCUUAAGUACUGUAUGUGUCUUACCUCUCUGUGCCUAAUGUAUCCCAACAUCAAGUGACAAAUCAGUUACAAACAUCUGUCUUCUUUACAUGCAUAGAAAUGUCAUAAUACAAUGAACAAUAAGGGCAAUGAAUUGAAAAGUGUUUUACAUGCUAAUAAGUUGUGGGUCCCUAACUUCCCUUUAAGCCAUAUGAACGGUUGGUUGGUGGGCUUCAGUAUUAUCACGUAUUAAGGAUAUUUCUCAGUAUUUUAUUAGCAUGGAACCUUUUCUGCUGUCUUGGUCAGUUGAAGCUCAGGGCUAUCAAGCAACUGUUCCAUUUUAAUGUUCUUUAACAUGAAAGGUCCAUUUUAUGUGAUUUUAUUUGAGUUAAUUUCCAGAUUCUUUCUUCAGUGUUAAUUUCAUUUCAGAAUGUCAGGGUCACUCAGUGGUCAUAAAGUAAAGCAAUUUUGAAUGUUAUUUUUCAAGACCAAAAUUGGUAUUUUCAAUGGAAGCAUACGGCACAGGAAAGCCAAAUGCAUAGGUCUACAGCUCAUCAUGAAUGUAUUCUAUAUGGAGAAGCAUUAUUACAUUUAUUAGGAAUAUUUCAACAAAACAAAGCUAUUUGUGCCAAAAUGACUUAUAUGCCAACCUGUUCCAAAGCCACUUUGUGUAGAUAGGGUUCAUUACCAUUAAAAUAUGCCUGCUUACUAAUACUAACCUACAAGAAGUUAACUGAAGCACCUCAUUAACCAGUAAUAGAAAUCAAAUCCAGAAUAGACUUCUCUAUUUUUACAUGCAGGACAAAGGAUUUUAUAUUUUUAUGUAAACUUCAGUUCCUCGCAUAACGGUACCAUGCAAUAUUUAAUACAAUUUGCACAAUGACAAAGAUUGUACAAUUAUUAGGUGCAUAGAGUUCUUCUAAAGAUGCGAAAUGUUUCAUUGACCAAGUAAAACACUACUGCUUUUUGGUAUUAAUGGAAUGUUGGUCACUUUGGGUAGUACAGGAUCACUUAAACACGCACACUUGCAUAAGACACUCGCUGUCUAGUAUAUGGCACUUACUCUUAGAUCAAAUCUGGUCAAUUUCUGGAGAUGAAAUCACUGUUGAGUUGAUAAUGUUUUGUAAAAGUUCAUUCAAAUGUAUCUCAUUGAAAGUACCUAAACUGGCUCUGGUUAACUCUCUGGGCCCAUUUCUUCAUGAGACAGCCGCCUGACCCCAAUUUCACACAUUGUUUAACAUAGCCUAUUAAAGGAGCACAAUACAUUACAGGAGUUACUAACAGGCGAGUACUAGAGGCUGAGAGUGAUUGCACUCAAAAUCUAAAAAUCCCUGCUCCAGUAGGUUUGACACAUCUACUAAUGAAUGCUUAUCAACUCAUGUUGACCUCAAAUACUACUAAAGCUUAUAUAUGUAUUUAGAACUCAUUAUAUUUGGAUUGCAAUAUAAUGAAUACUUUAAAAUAUAUUAUGCUGACCUCUGUACAAGCAGAGUCUGCUUUAUUGUCCUUUAUGUAGCCAGUUUAUUAGGCUAUGUUCCCACUAGCAUGAAAGUAAAACACUACUGUAGUAAAUGACAUACUAAUGCACUAAAGCCUUUCAUACUCUCUCCAUUAAAGGGUUUCUGUCACCAGAAUUAACCCUAACUGUACUAUUUUUAUGGUUACGGAUG